GUACUUGGGAGGUUUGACAGCUCCCUGUUUGGCAAGCUGGGACUCACAGGGAGAUGCUGUUGACUGCAAAAAUACUUGUUUUCACUCUGAGUGUUUUCCUAGGAGUGGGCACAAGUUUUGACAUUGGAUUAUCCACCAAAUGUGUAGUGAUACCCAAGGAGAUGGACAUGUGCCACGAGAUUGGGUACUCCGAAAUGAGGCUUCCCAACCUGAUGGGACACACAAGCAUGGCAGAGGUCGUCCUAAAAUCCACCACCUGGCAGCACCUGGUGCACACAGACUGUCACCCUCAUGUGAGGAUGUUCCUGUGCUCUCUGUUUGCACCCAUCUGCCUGGACACGUUCAUCCAUCCCUGUAGGAGUAUGUGUGUUGGUGUUCGGGACAGCUGUGCGCCUGUACUUGCCUGCCAUGGGCACACCUGGCCAGAAAGCCUGGACUGCAACCGGUUCCCUGCAGACGAGGACAUGUGUCUGGCAUCGCUUACAAAGGAAUACAAAUACUUGCACAAAGUCCUACCGAAGCCUGCAUGCCAGACCUGCCCAGCAGUGGAGGAACUCUUCACGCACAAAAGACUUCUCGAAGUUUUCUGUGACAGUAAUUUCGCAGUGAAAGUAAAGCUGUCCAAAAAAAGAGCAGUAAUCGGCGACCAAGAGUACAGCAUUGAAUGCCAUGUGGAAUUCAUUACCCAGGGCUCACUCUUGCCUUAUGAAACUCAGCACAUGAUACAGCAAUGGCUGCUCAUCAAUGAAAACUGUACACAGAGGAUGACUCAAACCCAUCGUCCUACGGUGUAUCUCCUUGUAGGGAAGAUUGAGGAGGGUAUCAUUUUAGUAAAUCAGAUUUAUCACUGGCAGAGGAGGGACUCCCAGCUGACUUUGGCCACUCAGAAGUGGAGGUACCAUAAAUGCUUGUAAAUAUUUAUCGUAUUACUUGUAAAAAGCUUAUUACACUUCUUACGCCGAACUUAUCUUGUAAAUAAGAAUGUACCAUAAGUGGCAUGUAAAAUCUUUGUUUCCUUUUAAACUGUAUUAUAAAUUGAACUUAGAUCCAGUGUCAUCAGGCCUACUUUCUAUAGUAUUUUAGCUAUUUGUGAAGUUUUAACUUGGUAAUCUAUGUGUAAAGUUUUGAGCUACUGCAAAAAUCUUUUGUAAUAUGUAUAAAAACUGAAAUGAAACAGUUUCAAUCCA
Messenger RNA from Gallus gallus (chicken), 1187 nucleotides. Its product is annotated as secreted frizzled-related protein 2-like. The record is from RefSeq and is a predicted model, not a curated record. The coding region runs from base 54 to 914 and encodes 286 amino acids. Gene Ontology annotation, molecular function: Wnt-protein binding. Lineage: Eukaryota; Metazoa; Chordata; Aves; Galliformes; Phasianidae. Gene Ontology annotation, biological process: canonical Wnt signaling pathway; non-canonical Wnt signaling pathway; negative regulation of canonical Wnt signaling pathway. The transcript has 4 exons.